UGAUACAAUUCAUUGUCUAACAGGUAUUGUUUGUUUCUGGUUGGUUGACGACAUGGACGCUCUGCUCUCCAGGCUCUUCUCCUCGGAGGAAGAGGAGCUGUACAUUCUGGACUGCAUGGCUUACCUAAUGAUUAUUAUGGCAUUCGGCACUUUCGUCUCUUUGCUUUUUGAAAAUGUCCCAUAUGGGCGGUAUGCUAGCAGCAAAUAUGGGUUUCCAGUGAACGCCAGGUUUGCUUGGUUCGUCCAGGAGAUCCCUGCCUUCCUGAUACCUUUGUGUCUGGUCGUUUGGACAUCCUCUGCAAAAACAUCACUGCUGCCCAACCAGCUACUCAUCGCCAUGUUCGUCUGCCACUAUGCUCAGAGAUCCCUUAUUUAUCCGUUUUUAAUCCGAGGAGGUAAACCUACGCCAUUCGUCUCAUUUGUCCUGGCCAUUGUUUUCUGCAUCUAUAAUGGCUACAUGCAGAUCAGGUACCUGAGCCAUUAUGCUGAGUACCCUGCAGAUUGGGUUACACAUCCAUGCUUCAUCGCAGGCUCUGUGCUGUGGUUGCUCGGCUGUCUGGUGAAUUUGCACUCUGACCACAUCCUGAGGAACCUGAGGAAGCCUGGAGAGACUGGUUACAAGAUUCCCAAAGGCGGAAUGUUUGAAUACGUGUCUGGAGCCAACUUCUUAGGAGAGAUAACAGAGUGGGCAGGCUUCGCUCUGGCUGGCCACUCUGUUCACAGUUCAGCCUUUGCCAUCUUCACCACAGUGGUUCUCACCAGCAGGGCUGUGGCCCACCACAAAUGGUACAUCGCUAAGUUCGAAGACUACCCUAAAAGUAGGAAGGCACUGAUUCCCUUUGUGUUCUAAAAAAACAGGUACUCGUUCUUACAGUGGAUCAGAAGAACACCCAAAGAUAUACUUUUUUUAAAUCUAGGAAAAGCUCUAUUGUCAGAACAAACCUUAAACAUACAGUUUGUUCAUUUUAUUAACCCUUCUGUCUUCUUCGGGUUAUUUUUUAACCUUUUGGACUGUUUCUUGUGGAUAACUUUGGUUGUGGUCAUGCAUAUUGCAUACAUUAUAACCAUGGGGUGAAUUUUGGUAUUUCAGGAAAAAAAAGAAGUCUUUAAUGCACUGUGUAAAUCAAAUAGUCACACCUGUGUUCCUUGCAGCAUUUUUUACUCUGAUUUUUGUUUUAAAUAAAAAAUCAAGUUCUUAUCACAAAAACUGGCAUUUAAGGGGUUAAAAUUUUGAAACAGAAUGAUUUUUUUAUGUAUGGCGAGAACAGCAGUUACUCAAAGUAUUCAUAAGAAAAAAAUUAAUGAUACAUUAAUACAUAAUAUUUCUAUGGCAGUCUUUAUUGGGAAUUAUUUUUUGCCCUGAGGAACACAGGUGUCGCACUUAUUUGAUGGAUGCACAAGGAUUAAAAAUAAGUCUGCAUUCUUGUAAAUGAUCGCACUUGAGCUGCAAGCAAGCAACAGUUAAAAACCAUUAUCUUAAAUGGAUGUUUGUCAUUACCUUUGCUCAAUAUAUUGUUAAUAAUAUCCAUAAAGCCAAAUAACCUCAACAACCAUGAACUGAAUGUACUGGAAUGGAAGUGCUGUGUUUGCUGGAGAGGCAACAUUCAGGACUCCUCCAGAGGAAAGAAGACAGCGAAUGGAGCAUACCUCAACAGCAAUACGCUGGAUUUAUAACACUCUGCAGCAGCAAUAAACACUUUUAAGACUCUCCACUGAUCUGCAUAUCCUCCCAGAUGGAACAUAAACUUGCAAAUGCAGAGCAGACACUUAAAGUUUUCAUUCAUUCUCAAGAGUCAUCUGUUGCAAAUGCAUCUUUUUACCAUCCUUUCCAGUUAAAAAAAUAUGAAAGACGGAGGAGCUUUGAACACAUUUUCCUGCCUCGUUUUGCUCAGGGUGUCAUCAGAAAGACUUUUCAACCUACUUCAUCAUCUCAAACUCCUGGAGGAAAAGCCACUUUGGAACAACAGGGAGCUGCAUCUCUGUCCUGUAUAGACUGGCUGCAGCUACUCGGUUGCAGGGACAUCAAAAUGGAGGUCAGACAUGGCCCUCAAUAACUCACCCAUGCCUGAAAUGAGAAGAAGAGAGCAUCGCCUUAAUACAUCACUCCUGCCAGGGCUUUUGAGAAAGACAGAAAAGAAGAACCAGUGAAGAAAUGAAUGUAUAUGUGAAAGCAUAAAUACUUAGUACGUUUACAUGCACAGUUUAGUGAAGCUACGGUUAUAGCUCGAUUUGGCCCUUUAAUUGGACUACUGUCCUUGUCCCAGUUUACAUACACCAGGGAAUAAUCAAUUUAUUGACGGAAGUACGGCCUCCACGGCAGGUGGAGAUAUGCCCCCUUUCAGCUAGUUGCUAUAGACCCUUAUUAUUUCUACAGUCUGUGAUAUGGACCAUAUCACAGUCAUAACUAUUUAACUUCAGGAAAGGAAACUGACAGGUCCACAUAAUCAAACUGCGCUGGGCAAACGCUGCCCUCAUUGAUUAGUUUUAAGCCACCUAAAAAAAAUCAAUAUCAGCUCAACUGUAGCCUACGCUAUUUAUGGAAUAUUUUCACUGCUUUACCUUGCUGUGAAACAGCCCUUACUGAUAGAAAUUUAAAGCCAUUCAAUCAAAAACACCAGACUCAACUGAGAAAAUCAGUCAUUUUACUCCACUGAAUGGCGGAGCUGCU
Molecule: messenger RNA, 2668 nt
Organism: Plectropomus leopardus (leopard coralgrouper)
Lineage: Eukaryota; Metazoa; Chordata; Actinopteri; Perciformes; Serranidae
Gene: srd5a1
Product: steroid-5-alpha-reductase, alpha polypeptide 1 (3-oxo-5 alpha-steroid delta 4-dehydrogenase alpha 1)
Biological process (GO): steroid biosynthetic process
Cellular component (GO): membrane
Molecular function (GO): 3-oxo-5-alpha-steroid 4-dehydrogenase activity
Source: RefSeq, a predicted model, not a curated record